Messenger RNA from Penicillium lagena, 432 nucleotides. RefSeq lists its product as uncharacterized. The record is from RefSeq and is a predicted model, not a curated record. NCBI's taxonomy places the organism in Eukaryota, Fungi, Ascomycota, Eurotiomycetes, Eurotiales, Aspergillaceae. The transcript has a single exon. Bases 1 to 432 code for a protein of 143 amino acids.
AUGGGAGUCAAGAAGGGCCCAAAAAACCAGAACCCGGAAGAAUCUCUGACUAAAGCUGUAUCAGAGCGUUCUGGAGACGAGGAGCUCGCGAAGUAUCAAGGGCUUUUCUACUCCGCAUAUUGGCCGCCCAUAUCCUUCCGGUCCUCUAAAAAAUGGGGGAAAACGCCUUAUUUACUUCCGGCGACGCCCGAAACUACAAAGUCAAGUUUCUGCGCCUCUGCGAUAGCCGUCACAUAUACAUCUGAUGCGAAUGCGAAGAUGUUUGUCAAAGAAUAUUUGAUUCUUUGCGACCCAUACUUUGCUAGGAAGAGUCUUGCCUGGGCCCGCGGCCACAUUAGAGACGUCAAAUCCCUAGAUGAUCUUCCUGUUAGAGCUGGAAUUCUACUUAUAGAUACCGAAGGUGUGUUGACCCUGAUGAGUUUUCUUUCCUGA